This is a messenger RNA of Myxocyprinus asiaticus (Chinese sucker), 1499 nucleotides long. RefSeq lists its product as uncharacterized. Gene Ontology annotation, biological process: synapse organization. The transcript has 5 exons. Lineage: Eukaryota; Metazoa; Chordata; Actinopteri; Cypriniformes; Catostomidae. The record is from RefSeq and is a predicted model, not a curated record. Bases 227 to 1249 code for a protein of 340 amino acids. Gene Ontology annotation, cellular component: neuron projection membrane.
GAACUCCCCUCUGUCGACAAAUGAAAAUAAGGAAGUGUUUGGACCUGUGAAAGACAUGCUGUGCAUUUUCUCAAGCUUUAAUAGCAUCAAAACCGAACUUUAAAAACAUUUUCCUUAAAUGUUUACAUUCAUUCCGGUGGAGGAAAGAAUUUAUCCAGUUUCGGGAACUUCGGGAACAUGUUGUGCAGUGCUGUGAAUUGAGUGAAACGCAUGACUCCUUGGAUUAAUGUGCUCAAAAACGCAGUGCAUCACAAUGAAGGCCACAUGGUGUGCUGAAUUUCUAAUCAUUAUAAUUUCACUUUUAUUUCACAAAGGCACAUGCUCCCAGAGUAUUGAGGCUGUUACUGCCUUAAUAAACCAGCCAGUGAUUCUCUCCUGUAAAACCAGCAGCUGUGAGAAUGUAGUAUGGAGCAUGAAAUUCCCAACAGAGGCAACUAUUGCCAAGUGCCAUACACAGACAUGCACUUUUGAGGAAGGUUUUCAGGGAAAAUUCACAAACAACAAAGAAAAGUUGGUUCUCAUCUCAGCAAAAUACAGUAACCUUGGGUUCUAUGAGUGUGUCUGUGAUGGGAUCAAACAUUUAGUUAAAUUAGACAUUUUGUUUGCUCUAAAAGUGACAGCAGCCGAGUCGGAAAUCAUCACCCUUCAUUGUUAUGCGAACAAUGCAAAGGAUGUGACUUGGAUGCAUGAUGAUAAAAGAGUUCUGCACUACACAAUUAGUGGAUCCAGAGACUUUGAAAGUAGAGUAUCAGUGGAAGAGGACUGCUUCAAAAACGCCGACCUCUCUUUAACAAUCACUGGUGUUUGCAAGACAGAUGCCGGACUGUACCGCUGCUUUGCCAAUGAUGAAGCUAUUAAAGGAUACCCACACGCUUAUAUGCUAUAUGUGAAUGGGAAACAGUCUAGUCCAGGAGGAAACCAUACGGAGUGCAACUCCAAUGUUGCAGAAGAUCUGAUCAUUUAUAAAUGGGUCACCGUAGGCCUUGUCAUAAUCUUGGCUCUUUUAAUCGUUAUUAUACUCUAUAAGCUAUAUUGUAUCAAAAGUGAAAGUCAACCAACAUCAACUACAGACAGUCAGCCUAUACAGGAGCCUAUGUAUUCUCACCGUCUACUGGCAUGUUAUCAUCAUGUGACUUCACCAUCUGCAGAUGAUCAGUCAACAACACAAAUGGUCACUCAACCUGUUCAGGAGAGUCAGAAUGGCAUUACUGAUAAUAACCUCAAGCUUUCCAAUACCAAACCUUUUUAAUCUGCCAGAAUGAGAUCCUGGCAUCUUAUUCUUUUAUAUUUGCAUUUUGGUCUGAACUAGGUAUGUGCCAGUGUGGUCGACUAAUCGACUAGUUGAUUAGCGGGGUCAACUACUAACAUGAAUAUUUUAGUGGUGCUGGUUUUAAAGGGUUAGUUCACCCAAAAAUGAUAAUUCUCUCAUGCUCUACUCACUUUUAAGCCAUCCCAGAUGUGUAUGACUUUCCUUCCUCAGCAGAACCGAAAUGAAGAUU